AUGGCCCGUGAUCUUCGGGGUCAGGCCCUCCAGCGGCUUGCUGGACUAGCGGCAGCAAGCUCAGAUGUAUCUUUUGACAAAUCUGAUCUCGACAGGUUAUGCAGGGCUACUCCUCCCCGCCAGGGCUCGGCGCCGUCCCUCAACGGUCACCAUGUAUCAGGUCCCCGACCAGAAAUCGGCCAUGUCCCGAUGGUAGUACCCGAUGCCCUCACCAUUCGCGAGUACGAAAUCCUACUGGCCCUCUGCAAGACAGCUCCCUCUCUCCAGACGACACAGAGCGCCCAGAAGCUAUCCCGCCAUCUCGUGCCUUACCUUAUGGAUUCCCACAUCCAAGCGUUUGCUCCGUCUCCAUUUUUCCGCAAAGUUGAGCCCUCGCCAACCGAGUCCUUGAGCUUCCAUGUCACCGCCGCACUCCUCUCGUUAGGGGCACACCAUCCCGAUGUACGGCAGAACAUAUCUGAUAGUCUUACCGGAUUCAUCAAUGCCUGUGCUCGCGCCGCCGAGAGUAUUCCCCGCGCUACGGAUGAUGACGACGAUCCGGGGGCCGUGGAAGAUGCUACCAGAACCGCUACCAUUGUAAUUGCUCUCCUAGGAUUCCUAGACGCAGCGUGUGCGCAGGCGGACUUUUGGAAAUCAGGGGGCCGUCUUGGUCUGGUGACUCGCGUACGCGAUCUCCUUUCCCAGCCUUUCCUCGUCGCCGUCGAGGCGGCCUUCUCCACUAUUCGAAAUGCCCAUCCCCAUGACCGCCAUAUCAAAGAGUGGAAACGAUGGACGCGGCACUACGACGACGUGGAUCGCCCGCUGGGGGCUACACUCCUGCAGCGCAGUUUCAUGAGGCUGCUUGUGGCUGCCACAUCGCUUCUGGUCGCGGAAGAGGGCGCCCUCCGGGAAUCUCACGUUCUUGACGUUAUCAUGUCUGGCCAUGGCCUGCGGCGACCGCUGACUGCCCGUAGCGCCGAGGCUGAUUUCCGCUCUGUUGAACUAUAUGCCACAGUCGCUAUCGACCAGAUGAACUACCUGGAAUCCAGUGCCGACUUUGAUAGCCUGUCUCCAGCCAAGCAGAGGCUUGCCUCUUCCGUCAAGGCCUGUGCCCUAAUCAGCUAUCUCAAUGCGUGUACCUUGAACGAUGAUGCCGCCGACGGCGAAGUUCUCAUGUCCUGGCUCGAGGACACCCUUGGCGAUGCCGCGGCCAUGACCGACGACGAACUUGCCGCUGUGGUCCUCAAGUCUAUGGCGCUGCUGUGCAGGGUCUCACCGUCAUACGCCAUUAACGUCAGCCGGCUCCUUCCCCGUUUCAUAGUUCAAAGCGGCGCUAAGAGUCAGAUGGUCGCCGUCGCGUCGAAAUCCCUCGCAUUCGUACUACAGAAACUCUCCAAAGAUGCUGUCAUCACCACUCUGUACACCCUUGGCAAUGUUUUGGGCCCCGGGAACGACCGGCCCGUGACCAACGGGGCUGGCGAAGGCGCCAGUCAAGGGCCCUCAAAUGUCUAUGGAUCCAGGCACUCGACAGGCAGUUCGAUCUCACUGCAGAUCUCAGGCGAAGAAGAAUCGCCGAUCGUCCAGGGGAAUGUGGUACAAGCCAUCUGCGAGAUCGCGGGUGCCUCGAAAGAUGAAAAGAUCACUGGUCUUGCCCAGUCGAUGCUCGCGCAAAAGAUUGUCAAGCUCAACAGCCGGCUUGAUGCUCGGAUUAUCACUGGCGCCGCUACCCUAGCCCUCAGUGGCGGCCAGUCCGAGUUUCGCUACCUCCUCAAGCGGUAUGCUGCCGUUGCGCAUGAUGCUGUGAUGGAAAGCAAGGAUGGGGUUCUACAAGGCAUUUUGAAGGCCCGAACCCAUAUUUCAGCCAACAUUCGACGAGAUUCGCCCUUGUUUGCUAUCUACCUAGAAGAUUUACUCGACGGCAUCAUCUCCCAGGGCGACGCUCAUGCCAGCCAAAAUCACCAUGCCAAAGAAUCUGACGUAGAACUUGCUGCUCGUGAAAUCGGCCAACUGCUCCCGCCUCUCGCCAUCUUCAUGUCUGCGCAUCCACAAGCUUUUGACGAGUCCUCUGACGAUGAUACGCGCUCCAUGCUUCGCGAUGCUUGGUUUAAUAUCGUCGUUCACGGCUUCACUCCUUCUACCGAUCGGGGGAAGCAAAGCCUCAAGCAUCUCCGGAUCAUGGCCAUCCACUCCCCGCCCUUGGUAUCCGAAAAUCGCGGGGAGCAAGAUGAGAGCGACAUUGACCUGAACCCCAUCCUCCGCAGGGGCGAAAGCUCCGAGCGGGAGUCUCUCCAGAAGAAGCUCCUUGCGGAGUUAGUACCUGCGCGAAGCAGCGAGAUUAAAGGGCUCAGUUAUCGCAAAACAAUCUUCCUUCAGGCUGCUUGCCUUGUCGAGAGCCUGCGGGCGGACGCUGGCGAUUGCACCAAGGCCCUGUCGUAUUUCCUAGAGCCCAGUAUGCGACGGGGUGAACCGAGCCGCACCAUGGAUGCUAUCAUGAACGCUGUCAUGGACAGGUACUUAUACAAGACCGUCAACGCCGCAAACCCGACCUUUUCCGCCCAGUAUGCAGCGGCGCAGCUAGCCAGGAUAUUCUGCAGCUGUUGCCAUCGGAUAGAGCGAGUGCAGCAGGCGGCAUUUGGCUGUGCGGAUCGUUUAGUCGAGUCCAUCCCGUCAGCUCUCUGCCAACCUUCAUCCCUUUUCACGCUCCUUGAGCUUCUCUCCUUAAUGUGGUCCAGCUGUCUCGAAGCAGAGACAGACCGGUAUGAGCCGAGGACCACAUUCAGGUCCUCCAGGGGGGACGUGGUUGUCGAACUCUCAGACGACUACCAGUUCAGGCAGCUCACUCUUGCGAACCUUCACAGAAAGGCAAAGGCUUGGCUGGCGAGGGCGAUCAACAUCGCCCCUGCAGACGUCAAAGGUUUAUUGCAGACUUACCUGUCUGAGUUUGAUGAGGAGAGCGGCUACGGCCACAUGUCCCUUGGCAGAUCAUUUGCAGUUGAGAUCGGUUCGACCAUCCCAUCAACCGACCAAAGGCUGUCAUCGCUUGACAUGCUAGGGAACUGCCCCAUAAACACGGCUUCUGACUUCAUGGCCCAGUACACGACGCGGCAGGAAUAUCGGUACUCGGAGGCCUUGCCCGACCAGAGCCGAGAAUGGUCCAGCUUCAUGCGCGUGGGCCAUCGAGCAUCAUUCCUCACCUCGCCGGACAACGAGAGCGCCGACGCUAUUACGGCCCUCGCUCACAUUGAAAAGCGUAUCAUUGGCCGCAAGGCCGCUUCGCACACAGAUGUCAGAGACAUCCUCCGCCGCGCCGCCGCGCUUCUAUGCCGAAGUGAGAAGGAUGAGUGCUCCAUCAUUCACUAUCUUGUCAGCAUACCGUUUGCCAUGUUCACGAAGCAAUCGAUCAAGCUCGGUAUCUCCCUGUGGCUCGGCGUCAUGAAUGAGAAUCCCAGAAUGGAACCCCGCCUCCUGGCCGAGAUUGUACAUCGGUGGGAGUCCAGCGUGCAGAAACGGCAAGGGCUUUUCAGUCCCUCCAUUACGAACCCUGACCCGUUCUUCCUUAGACAGGAGUUUGCUCCUAGCGACAAUGCGGCUCUUGCGAGGCGUAAGCAGCUCGUUCACAAUUUGCUAGCCCCCCACUCUCGACUCCUGCAAUUCUUGGGCAGUCACUACAAUGCUACCCGUUUGGGGAGCCCCGAUACGCAGCACCUCUUUCUCCGCCUUCUUGACAUAACGCUGGAGGCGAUCAAAAACUCGACGCCCCAUCCAAUGGCUAGAGAAAUUCGGUUCCAGGUGAUCCUCUUCGGCCUCAAGGUGCUCAACACCAGCACCACCAUGGGAAUCGUUGCGAAAUACCGCUUAAAGGACCAGCUCCUUUCUGCAGGUCUUAGCUGGUUUGAUGCUUCGCCACGCUGGUCUUUCGGAAGCAAUAUUCUUCAGCUCAGGACUGAGAUUCGCUUGAUCGAGGAUGUCAUGGCAGCGCUAAGGGAGACGGUCGGCAUCGGCGCCGAACCGGCAGGCCCAGUCAAGUCGCUUGCGCCCAAGGAAAGGUUGCUUGUCUUACUUUUGGAGAGCGAGCAUUCGAGACUGCACGUCUGGGUCCGUCCCGUCGACGCGUCAAGGCCGCAGUCAACCUUUCAUCAUGGUGGCAAGGAGAGCCCACUUGAGGCCGCAAUCCAACCCCUAGUACGGACUGCUUGGACAGAGAGCCCGUCCCUUGCCGUGCACUUGGCCAGCAGAUUCCCGUACCCUCGAGUCCAGAGGGAGGUUCGUUGGCUACUGCUGAACUUCCCAAGCAAGGCUGCGAAAGAACCGGAGUCGAUACCCAUUCUUAUCGAUGGUACCUUACCCGACGAUGUUAGCUUCCAGCUGAAGUAUCUGCUAUUUUGGGCCCCCGUCAACCCGAUAACGGCCGUGACCCUCUUCCUGCCGGCGUAUCGGAACCAUCCGUACUUGAUCCAGUACGCUAUGAGGGCGCUGGAAAGCCACUCAGUUGAUGUGACGUUCUUCUAUGUCCCGCAGAUUGUCCAGACGCUUCGAUACGACGCCCUAGGUUACGUUGAGCGUUACAUUUUGGAGACUGCGCAGUUUUCACAGCUCUUCGCACACCAGAUCAUCUGGAAUAUGAAGGCAAACGCCUACAAGGAUGAUGAUCAGCAAAUUCCCGAUGCCAUCAAACCCACCCUUGACAAAGUUAUGGGCCAUAUGGUCGAGAGCUUUUCCGAGGUCGACCGGGAUUUCUACGAACGCGAAUUUGCCUUCUUUGACGAAGUUACGAGCAUCUCGGGAAAACUUAAGCCGCUGAUCAAGCGCUCAAAGCCCGAGAAGAAGCAGAAAAUUGAGGAAGAGCUUCGAAAAAUUAAGGUCGAAGUUGGAGUGUAUCUGCCCAGCAACCCAGACGGUGUCGUUAUUGGCAUCGACCGGAAGUCAGGUAAACCGCUACAGAGCCAUGCCAAAGCUCCCUACAUGGCAACGUUCCGCAUCAAGAGAAACAAGGGCGGGGAUGAAGAGGUUGAGGAACUGCUUGAGGAAGACGCCGAAAGCACCGAUAAGACCGGUCAGGAGAACGCGAUCGAGGUAUGGCAGUCGGCUAUCUUCAAGGUGGGCGACGAUUGCCGCCAGGACGUGCUGGCUCUUCAGAUGAUUGCUGCAUUCCGCGGGAUAUUCCACAGCGUCGGUCUGGACGUUUACGUGUUCCCCUAUCGUGUCACCGCCACGGCCCCCGGCUGCGGUGUCAUUGACGUCCUUCCGAAUUCCAUUUCCCGGGAUAUGCUCGGCCGCGAAGCCGUGAACGGGCUCUACGAUUACUUUGUUUCCAAAUACGGCAACGAGGACUCACUCCGGUUCCAGCAGGCACGAAACAACUUCGUCAAGAGCAUGGCUGCGUAUUCCGUCAUUUCCUUCCUCCUCCAAUUCAAAGAUCGGCACAACGGCAACAUCAUGAUCGACGACGCCGGGCACAUCCUGCAUAUUGAUUUUGGCUUCUGCUUCGACAUCGCCCCUGGUGGUAUCAAAUUUGAGCGGGCGCCCUUCAAGCUGACCUCGGAGAUGGUCGCAGUGAUGGGCGGCAGCGCCGAGCAUCAGUCUUUCAAGUGGUUUGAGGAGCUCUGCGUCAAGGCGUUUCUAGCAUCACGGCAGUACACCGAGAAGCUCUCCCAGAUUGUGCUGCUCAUGAUGGACAGCGGGCUGCCCUGCUUCAAGCCAGAGAGCGUGAAGCACUUUAAGGAGCGUUUCGUGCUGGAGAAGAGCGAGCGUGAGGCCGCCGAGUUCAUGAGGGGGCUCAUCAAGCGAAGCUAUGGCAGCUAUUCGACUGGCAUUUAUGAUCAGUUCCAGCUGCUCACAAACGGUAUCCCGUACUGA
Chaetomium globosum CBS 148.51 is the source of this 5835-nucleotide messenger RNA. RefSeq lists its product as uncharacterized. Gene Ontology annotation, molecular function: 1-phosphatidylinositol 4-kinase activity. The transcript has 6 exons. The record is from RefSeq and is a predicted model, not a curated record. Gene Ontology annotation, biological process: phosphatidylinositol-mediated signaling; phosphatidylinositol phosphate biosynthetic process. The coding region runs from base 1 to 5835 and encodes 1944 amino acids. Gene Ontology annotation, cellular component: cytoplasm; plasma membrane. NCBI's taxonomy places the organism in Eukaryota, Fungi, Ascomycota, Sordariomycetes, Sordariales, Chaetomiaceae.